Messenger RNA from Erigeron canadensis, 831 nucleotides. RefSeq lists its product as uncharacterized. NCBI's taxonomy places the organism in Eukaryota, Viridiplantae, Streptophyta, Magnoliopsida, Asterales, Asteraceae. The transcript has a single exon. Bases 136 to 732 code for a protein of 198 amino acids. The record is from RefSeq and is a predicted model, not a curated record.
UAAAAUAAUAUAUACUAAAAUAUAAUUCCAUCAAUUAUGGAAAUAAUUAUUCUCUAGUACUAGUAUACUACACAUAUAAUUUUUCCUAACUUGGGUCACUUGAAAAUCAACAUUCCGGUUAUUGGAACUAUAUAUAUGGGCAAAGGUCGAAAACUGACUACUAGCCGGAGUGAGGUUUUCUUGGGGACUAAUUACCAAAAUAUAGUUAAUGUGGAAGAUAGUCAAGAGCUAGCCGAAGACGAUGUUUGGUCCAUGGUUGAUGGUAUGACCGUCACCAAUGAUCAUGGUUGGGCCUCACGCGCCGUCCAUGUGAGGCAGGAUUAUCGAAACCCUGCCCCACUGGGAGACAGAACCUUUAGUGGUUUGUCAUCGGCGUUUGAACAUGCUCCGGCGAAAGUGGUGUCAUCGCCAAGAUUAGUGAGUCAGUUUCCCACGGGGAACAGUUUUGCAUCUCCACGUGGACGCCAUGUGGCCACCUCAGCGCCAGUGAAUGUGCCGGAUUGGUCUAAGAUAUACCGAGUUGACUCGGUUGAGUCGAUACAUGACUCGGAUGAUGUACAAGAUGAUCAAGACUUUGACAUGGAUAUGGUUAUUCCACCACAUGAGUAUUUAGCACGUAGUCGUGACUCGGGUGCAAAAUCGGUUUUCGUUGGUUCGGGUCGGACACUUAAAGGGAGAGACAUGAGUCGAGUACGCGAUGCAGUUUGGAGCAAGACCGGGUUCAAUGGGUAGCCAAAAACCGCAAGUUUGUUGGCCAAAAACUAUUGUAUUCAUGGGGUGUUGUUUUUUAAUUCUUGAAUGAUUAAUUAGUUUUUCCAAGUUAGUGAAAAA